Messenger RNA from Pipistrellus kuhlii (Kuhl's pipistrelle), 1981 nucleotides. RefSeq lists its product as uncharacterized. The record is from RefSeq and is a predicted model, not a curated record. The coding region runs from base 156 to 902 and encodes 248 amino acids. Lineage: Eukaryota; Metazoa; Chordata; Mammalia; Chiroptera; Vespertilionidae. The transcript has 6 exons.
UUUUUGACACUUUUUUUUUUGGCUUGGUUUUUACAAAGGUAGUUCACUCAACUUAGUCCUUGCCUGCCCAGAUCACCCAGCAGCAGCAGCUCCCGAAAACAUCAGUGGGACUGCACAGCACACAAGUGACUGGAUUGUGCUUUAUUAGUUCAGUAAUGCCUGAGGAAGUGACUUACGCUACCCUCAAAUUUCCAAAUACUUCUCAGUCAAAGAAACUUCUGGAGAGCUGCAGCCUCGAGAGAACAGAAAACCAUGAAAUGCCAGAAUUGAAGCUGAAUAAUGCAGCUGAAAAUGGACCAACGAGUAUUGAGAGCACAGCUGUGUUGCCAGAAAGCAGAGCCGUGAGAGGCCUCCCGGUAGGACAUUCUGUUCCAUUGAAAGUGUGGGGCCCUGUUGUUUUCAUUUUGCUAAUGCUGAACUUGGCCGUGCUGGCUGGACUGGGAACCCUGAUCAUAAUGAAUUACCAGGAACUCUUCUCCAGCAACAGAACAGUUUAUGACAAUGACAGGCAACAAAACAUAAUAACACAGCUGGAGAGAAAUAGAAUAUUAUACAUGGAUAUGUAUAAAAAAUUCUCAAGUGAGCACUUUGCUUUAAAAAAUAUGGUUGAAAAUACAUUAAAAUCAUUGAAAAACUUUACCUCAAAAUACGAUGAAGUUGUAAAGAAGAAGAAAAAUGACCUCAGAUUUUGCUCAUGUUCAGAGUCAUGCAAAUGGCAUGGAGAUAGUGGGAAGAAUUUCUCCUCCCUGAUAUGUGACAUUGAGAAAAAUGGCAAUACAACUCAGCUGUUCAUUAGGUGUCUUCCAUCACCUGUCUCCUGGAUGCAUCUGAAUUGUACAGUACCCAAGAAAAAAGAGAGGACAGAAUAUGAAUCAAAAUUUUGCAUUUUGCCUGUGAGUUAGCCCCUUCUAUUUUUUUAAUAACAAAGGAAUGUCUGCUAUGCUAAUUUUGGCUAUAUUUAUCUGACAGUCAUCCUCCAUAUAUGAUUAAAGAUGAAAAAAGAGAAGGCAAGAAAUUAUGGGAACAUUUAUAUAUAUAUAAAAGAAGACCCUUGGAAUUAAGAGCACAGAAGGUAGAAAUUCAGAAGUUUUGCUAUACUUCCUAGCCCUUCCUUUUGCACUAAGAAGUGAAAAGCAUAAAAGCAAAAUCAAAUCAUGACCAAGGGUGUUACCCUGUGUGAUACACAAUAAUGUGUCCCUUUGCAGCCAAGAAAAUUCUGCUGUGUUUCUACUUUGCAUAUUGUCUAAGUAAAUAAUAUAAGCUUACAUCCUUUAUUAAAAUAUUAUGCAAGCAUUUUUAAGAGACUUACAGUGAGGGUAACCUUAUGCUUUAUCACCCAAACCAGAAUACUUUUCAGAGUGAAAGGAGGCACUGUAGGUAGUUACAUCAAGACAUUGGGCAUAAAAUCAGAUGUGUCCUGAACAAGCCAAGGUUACGCAUGACCUCUUGGAUGAAAUUGUGAACAGAAGGCCAAGAGGUAACUUGAAGGUUUUAGAGAGUUGAGGGCUCUUGUGAAUUCUCUCACAGUGGUAUAAGGAAUCACCCUAGCUAUUGUUACUUUUUUCUUUUCUUUUUUAACUUAAAUAAUCUAACAAGAAAAUUAAAAAAUAAGUUAUAGAUAGAACAGAUUGGAUUCAUGAAGUAAUUGUCCCUUUUUAAGAUAAGGGAAACAUGCAAUCCAUUUUUAUUCAUUCAUUUAUUUAUAAGUUUGGCACCCUUAUAAAUGUUGCAAAUGCUAAAACAGUGAUGUAGGUAAUAUUCAAUGGAAAUGAAAUAAUUGGAAAAUCUGAUGACUCCAGUAGCUAAUAUUUGUGAAAACAAAGUAGAUAUGCCACAUUUUUUUAUCCUAGGUAAAUGCAAACUCAUAGCUUAUUGUAACACCACAGGAUAUAAAAAGCAUUAUAGCAGCUGAAGCCAUGCACAAUCUCAGUAUCAAAGGGGAAAUUUUGAUUGUUUUGUCUCAAAAGAUUAAAAACUAUAU